CAGUUGCUCAUGUCAUCGUUUCACGAACUGUAAAUGUCCGUUUCAGGCCAUUUGUACCCUACUGGGAAGAUCCAGGUCAUUGGAAACAUUUUCCAGUUCACGGUGGAUGUGAGUGAAUUUUCUCCAGAGGAUGUUGUCAUCAUAUUCUCCAACAACCUGAUGGAGGUGCAUGCUGAGAAGCUUGGAGCAGACGGCCAAGUCACUAACACUUUCUUCCACAAAUGCAAACUUCCAGCGAAUGUGGACCCCUUAUCUGUGACCAUGGGCAUUGACAGCAGUGGGGCCCUGACCAUCAGAGCACACAGGGUACUUUAAUGCGUGAUGCCCUCUUCUAUUUUGACAUCUCAACGCUGGACUUUAGCGACAUCUGGCGGGGG
Acanthopagrus latus (yellowfin seabream) is the source of this 377-nucleotide messenger RNA. Its product is annotated as heat shock protein beta-7-like. Lineage: Eukaryota; Metazoa; Chordata; Actinopteri; Spariformes; Sparidae. The transcript is spliced from 2 exons. Gene Ontology annotation, cellular component: cytoplasm; nucleus. Bases 34 to 315 code for a protein of 93 amino acids. The record is from RefSeq and is a predicted model, not a curated record.